Messenger RNA from Sinocyclocheilus rhinocerous, 3662 nucleotides. Its product is annotated as EMAP like 4. NCBI's taxonomy places the organism in Eukaryota, Metazoa, Chordata, Actinopteri, Cypriniformes, Cyprinidae. The coding region runs from base 1 to 3075 and encodes 1024 amino acids. Gene Ontology annotation, biological process: microtubule cytoskeleton organization. The transcript is spliced from 24 exons. Gene Ontology annotation, cellular component: mitotic spindle. Gene Ontology annotation, molecular function: microtubule binding. The record is from RefSeq and is a predicted model, not a curated record.
AUGGCUGCAGUUGCCAGAUUGGACCGAUUGAUCUUUGUGCUAACAGCUAACUGUAAAGCGGAUGACAGUAUUUCUGCAGCGAGCACGUCAGAUGUGCAGGACCGCCUGUCAUCUCUGGAGCUGCGGGUGCAGCAGCAGGAAGAUGAGCUGACGGUGAUGAAGGCCGCGCUGGCAGAUGUGCUCAGACGUCUGGCUCAGUCGGAGGACGCCGCCGCUGCUGCCAAAAAACAGCAAAGCAGCAAAGGUCAGACCCCGCUGCGUGAGGCCUAUUCAAUGUCCUGUAUUGCCAAUGGCAGUUCCAGUGUCCGCAAAUCUCACAGAGAUAGUUCCACAGUGUCCAUAGCAAAGAAAGGGACACUCUCCUCUGCCGCUAAGAGUGGUGGCGAGCGUAAAAAAGACAAGCCUCCGAUGGAGGGGAUCAAGGAGAAAGAAGAGCCUCCACAAGCUAACGAUAAAACCCCCUCAGCACCCAGCACCCCUCAGGCACCGUCCCCUUCCAGCAACCCCCCCUCCCCUCAUCCCCCACAGCCCCAAAGACAGCUCUCGGAGAACAAGGGGUCAACCCUGGCCAAAAGCAGGGGUAGCAGUGCGAAGCGUGGAGGAAUGGAGCGUUCUCAGAGUAGCACGUGGGACAGCGGAGAGGAGAACAGGAAUAAGCUGGUGAAAGCAGCCUCCACCUCCAAACUGCUGUCCAAAGUGGUGAAGAAUGCAGAGAAAAACAGAGAUCCAGUCAUCAGCCAAGCUAAAAUGUCAACCCGUGAAAAAAACAGUCAAGAGGGAGAAUAUAUUAAAAUGUUCAUGCGAGGACGACCCAUCACAAUGUUUAUCCCAUCGGACGUGGAGAAUUACGACGAUGUCCGCACCGAACUUCCCCCAGAGAGACUCAAACUGGAGUGGGUAUAUGGCUACAGGGGACGUGACUGCCGUGCAAAUGUGUACUUGCUACCUACCGGGGAGAUUGUGUAUUUCAUCGCCUCGGUGGUUGUGCUCUUCAACUAUGAGGAGAGGACACAGCGGCACUAUUUAGGCCACACUGACUGUGUCAAAUGUCUUGCUGUUCAUCCAGAUAAGAUCCGUAUCGCCACAGGACAGAUAGCAGGCGUGGAUAAAGAUGGCAGGCCGCUUCAGCCUCACGUGAGAGUGUGGGACUCCGUCAGUCUGUCCACGCUGCAGAUCAUCGGCCUCGGCACCUUUGAGAGAGGAGUUGGAUCCCUCGCUUUCUCUAAAGCCGACUCAGGCAUUCAUCUCAGUGUGAUUGAUGACUCUAAUGAGCACAUGCUCACUGUGUGGGACUGGCAGAAGAAAUCAAAAAUCGCUGAGAUUAAGACAACCAAUGAAGUGGUCUUAGCAGUGGAGUUUCACCCGACUGACGCCAACACCAUUGUUACUUGUGGGAAAUCCCAUAUCUUCUUCUGGACCUGGAGCGGUUCCUCACUCGCCCGCAAACAAGGCAUCUUUGGCAAAUACGAGAAGCCCAAAUUUGUUCAGUGUUUGGCCUUCCUCAAUAAUGGAGACAUCCUGACCGGAGACUCAGGAGGAAUCAUGCUGAUAUGGACCCGCAGCACCGCUGAACCAGCACCAGGGAAAGGGCCGAAAGGAGCGUUUCAGAUCACGCGUCAGAUCAAGGCUCACGACGGCAGCGUCUUCACACUGUGUCAGAUGAGGAACGGCACUCUGCUCACAGGGGGCGGCAAAGACCACAAGAUCAUUCUGUGGGACCACGACCUGAAUCCAGAGAGAGACAUCGAGGUCCCAGAUCAGUAUGGCACUAUUCGUGCAGUAGCCGAGGGCAAGGGGGAGCAGUUUUUGGUGGGCACAUCACGCAACUUCAUUCUGAGAGGCACUUUCAACGAUGGAUUCCAGGUGGAAGUGCAGGGACACACGGAUGAGCUGUGGGGUCUGGCCGCCCACCCGUUCAAGGACCUGUUUCUCUCCUGUGCUCAGGACAGACAGGUGUGUCUGUGGAACUCAGUGUACCACACACUGGAAUGGACCAGACUGCUGGACGAGCACGGGCACUGCGCAGAUUUCCAUCCUAGCGGUUCGGUUGUUGCCAUUGGUACUCACUCAGGGAAGUGGUAUGCUCUGGACGCAGAGACGCGAGACCUGGUGGCCAUUCACACAGACGGCAAUGAGCAGCUGUCAUUAAUGCGCUACUCUCUCGAUGGCACGCUGCUGGCAGUGGGAUCACAUGAUAACUUCAUUUAUCUCUACACGGUGUCGGAUAAGGGACGCAAGUACAGCAGAUAUGGAAAAUGCACUGGACAUUCCAGCUACAUUACACAUCUUGACUGGUCCCCCGACAACAAGUUCAUCAUGUCCAACUCAGGAGACUACGAAAUCCUUUACUGGGACAUUCCAAACGGUUGUAAGUUGAUUCGUAACCGUUCUGAGUGCAAGGACAUCGACUGGGCCACAUAUACCUGCGUGCUAGGAUUCCACGUCUUUGGUGUUUGGCCGGAAGGUUCAGAUGGGACAGAUAUCAAUGCCCUUGUGCGAUCUCACAACAGGAAGGUGAUCGCUCUGGCUGAUGACUUCUGUAAAGUGCACCUUUUCCAGUACCCCUGCUCAAGACCGAAGGCCCCAAGCCACAAGUACAGUGCCCACAGCAGUCACGUGACAAACGUGAGCUUCAUGCACAGUGACAGUCACCUGAUUUCAACGGGCGGCAAGGACAUGAGCAUCAUGCAGUGGCGUCUGGUGGAGAAGACCUCAUCCUUGGUGCACAGCGACUCCAGCCUGGGCCUGGGCGAUUCCCUGCUGCACAACUCCACUCCUCGCACCCUGGCAUCGGUACCCAGCGUUCCCCACACUCCUACUGAGCCCAUGCCGGUGCCAGCCUCGCUACCCAUCAGCAGCCAACCCAACACCAACACUCCCCCUCUCACUCCCCCCGAACCCCUGCACACAGUUACUCCUAAUGGACAGCAGGACGGCUCCCCCGAAACCCCGCCCCCUUCGGAUGAGGCCACACCCACAUCCGAUAGCACCCUGAGCCCCAAGGACAGCCUAGAGCCUAGCGACGAUACAGCCACACCCAGUGAUGAGGGCACGACCUUUAACCCGCCCUUAUAAGGCAGUCCGACCCCUUCUCUCGCCUGCUCGAUAACCCGCCCAAAGGCACCAGCAUGUCACUGCAGCCUCCCUGUCGGAUUACAAAAGCAGGGUCUCCUCAGUUUUUUUAUCCUUUCAAGAUUUUCUUUUCAUUUCGUGUCUUAGUUUUGUUGUUAUGUUGACAUUCAGUAGAUGUGGUUGUGGAGGCAUUGUUUUGGGUUGGAUGGUUGGAGGUUUGGAAUGUGUAGUUAAAAACCUUUGGAAAGAUUUAGCACACCUACAAGUUUACACUGACACACACACACACACACGCAUACACUACCACACAAACACUAAUACACAUGCAUAGACACAUCAAUAACUGUGAUACAUUAAAAAAGAGAAGAAAGCAAAUGAUUUACCAGUUUUAGAUUCAUGUAAACAGAUAAACGGACAAAUACAACAUAAAAUGGAAACGUGCUUUCAAUUCAUUGGCAUUUGGCAUAUACAUCAAUACACUUACUGCUUAAGGAUCAGUAACUAAGGAUGAAUUAAGUUGAAUUACCAGACCUUUUCCUCACUUUCCUCACCCAAAAAAAUGAACUUUCUGUAUUUAUUUACUCAUCCUC